Molecule: messenger RNA, 3534 nt
Organism: Esox lucius (northern pike)
Lineage: Eukaryota; Metazoa; Chordata; Actinopteri; Esociformes; Esocidae
Gene: arvcfa
Product: ARVCF delta catenin family member a
Exons: 18
Coding region: 326-3103 (925 amino acids)
Biological process (GO): cell-cell junction assembly; cell-cell adhesion
Cellular component (GO): plasma membrane; adherens junction; cytoplasm
Molecular function (GO): cadherin binding
Source: RefSeq, a predicted model, not a curated record
UGUGUGUGUGUGUCAGAGAGUGAUGGUGUGUUCCACUGUUUCACUCUGCUUGUGCACAGAGGACCAGGCUACUAAGAAGAGCGCACAGAUUCCUGGACUUUCCACUCAUUGUGGAAGUAUUUCUUUUAGUUUGACUUAACCGCCAUCUUUCCAUUAAACCAGACCUCGGAUACAGCUGUUUCUAUGACAGCAGGGAAGGCUCUGUAAUGAUGAGGGAAAGUCAAGGCAGAAAAUAGCAGGAGGGAAUCUGACGCAGUGCUCUCUUCUCACAGGGGAUUGAUUCUGCUCCUUAUUUGCUGGAGAAGCUAAUCAAAAGGAUUUGGCUAUGCCUGCAGAGGUAAAAGAGGAGCAGGUCCCUGAUGGGCCCUCUUCUCUGGGGGCCCUGAACCUGGAGCCAAAGGAGCCACCGUUGGAGCCUCCAUCGCCCGCAGAAGAGGACCUGGACACUCCCACCUCUAACAUCUCUGUGGUCACCUCUACCAAUGGGAGCUCCACUACAGAGACCGAGACACACCAACUGACUGAGACUGAGGACCCCAAGGCCCUGCAACUGAGGAUCGACCAGACAGACAACCGGGACACCACCGGCCCGCAGCUGCCCCAAACCUCACAGCCUCCUCUGGUUACCAUAGGUCAGGACAAUUCCCCACCCCAGUCUGGCCCCCUGACAAAUGGCCAGCCAUGCUCUGAGUCCCUUACCAAUCCUAUCACAGCCCCAGCUACAGCCACCCCGCUCCCCCCUCCAUUCAGCACCGGUGGUGAGGCCAACACAGAGAUCCCUGAGGGCCAGAAUGUCAUCAGCACCCUCCCUGAUGGUCAUCUUCGUGGCCUUGGAGGUGACACUUGUGCUGGGUAUGGCAGUCUAUCCCGAGGAGGCAUCCACCAUGGCUCUCUUCACACCUACUGGCCCACCAGGAACUACCAACCUCAGCCUGGGGGCCACUACACACUGCCCCUACCCAGGGACAACUACGGCCAGGUGGGCUUGACCAACCAGACCAAGGGGGAUGGGCCGGCGGACGCCCAGGAGGUGAAGGUUGACUACCCCACCUGCAGCUACGCCACGCUGGGAGGAAUCCACCAGCUCAGACCCAUCACUACCAUGGAGCUGCUGAGGGAACCUUCUAGAACUAGGCCCAUCUCUUUCCCUUGUCUCGGCCCCCCCUCCCCACUUAACCCCUCCUUCCCUCUCUAUUUAUCCAGGGGUGGUUACGAGGAGGCUCUCAUGUCCCAGGUGGAUGGGGACCCGGCCUCCUUCUUCCAGGCCAUGUCCAGGGCCCAGACGCUACAGUUCCCCCACAAGCGCAGCAGCAUGGUCAGCCUAGACAGCAUCCGUAAGGACCCGCGCUGGAGGGAUCCCAACCUAAGAGAGGUCAUCACCAUGCUCAGUCACCCCAUGGAUCCCGUCAAGUCCAACGCUGCCGCCUAUCUGCAGCACCUGUGCUACGAGAACGACCGCAUAAAGCAGGAUGUCAGACAACUGAAGGGCGUACCUGUGCUCGUAGGGCUCCUGGACCACCCUAAAGCCGAGGUCCACCGCAAGGCCUGUGGAGCACUGAGGAACAUCUCUUACGGGAAAGACCACCAAAACAAGGUGGCCAUCAAGAACUGUGAUGGCAUCCCCGCACUGGUUAGACUGUUGAGGAAGUCCAGUAACAUGGAGGUCAGAGAGCUGGUCACAGGGACGCUGUGGAACCUCUCCUCCCAUGAGCCUCUGAAGAUGAUGGUUAUCAACCACGGGCUCCAGACCCUCACCGACGAGGUCAUCAUCCCUAAUUCUGGCUGGAGGAGAGACCCCACUGAACACUCCAGACCCCAGGAGACGGAGUGGACCACUGUGUUCAAGAACACUUCUGGAUGUCUGAGGAAUGUGAGCUCAGAUGGGGCAGAGGCUCGCCAGAGGCUGAGGGAGUGUGCGGGGCUGGUGGAUGCUCUCCUCCAUGCCCUUCAGUCAGCUGUGGCCAACAAGGAGACGGACAAUAAGUCGGUAGAGAACUGUGUCUGCAUCCUCAGAAACCUGUCCUAUCAUGUCCACAAAGAGGUCCCAGGGGCGGAGCGAUUUCAGGAACCCAUGGCCAAUCAAGUUCCACGAUCAACAUCAGGAGGGAACCAGAAGAAGAAGAACGAGGCAGACUGUUUUGGAGUGAAGAAGCCCAAGGAGGAAUGGUUUAAUCAAAGCUGGAGAAAUGGACCAAGUGACAAAAAAUAUAGUACACUGGAUUUACCCAAACGCACAGAGCCCAUGAAAGGUCUGGAGCUGUUGUACCAGCCGGAGGUGGUGAGGCUUUACCUGUCUCUUCUCACUCGCAGUCAGAACCACAACACCCUGGAGGCAGCUGCUGGAGCUCUUCAGAACCUCGCUGCGGGACACUGGGCUUGGUCCAGUUACAUUCGGGCCACAGUGAGGAAGGAGAAAGGUCUGCCUGUCCUGGUGGAGCUGCUCCGUUCAGACGGUGAUAAAGUGGUCCGGGCUGUAGCUAUUGCCCUCCGCAACCUGGCCAUAGAUCGGCGAAACAAAGACCUCAUUGGGAGCUAUGCCAUGAGGGACCUGGUCAGUAAUCUGCCCUCUGGUCAACAGCGGCCGGCCAAGAACUUGGAAGGGGACACCGUGGUGGCCAUACUGAACACGAUCCAUGAGAUCAUCUCAGACAGCCCGGAGAACACCCGGGGCCUCAUACAAAGUCACGCCAUCCAGAAACUGGUAGCCAUCAACAAGACCAGCCAAUCUGUGCGGGAGACCAAAGCAGCAUCUCAUGUCCUGCAGACAGUGUGGGCCUAUAAAGACUUGAGAAAUAGUCUCUACAAGGGAGGCUGGAAUAAGACUCACUUUAAGCCAUCAACCACUGGAAUGGCCAAAAAACCUACAAGCAAAAAGUCAGGAUUCGAUGACAUCACACUGCCCCUUAUGGAGAAAAAUCAAGUCUUUCCCACAGAUGGAUACUCUAAUGUAGAGCAGACUGAGAGAGUGGGUGAAGGUCCAGGCCACGUGGUGGAGAGAGAGCCACUCCAGAGUAUCCCAGAGAGGAAGCACUUUAUCCGGGCUGGAAGGCCUGCAGUGGGUCUGGUAGACCGCAAACCUCCACCCCUUGACUCGUGGGUCUGAAGCAGGCAGGAAGUGUAGUCCAGGUGACAGUAAAAGUGAAACAUCAACAUUUGUGGAGGUCAUUGUGACGUUGAUUCUUUAGAUGCACAUUCUAUAGAUCAAUUCACCAUUUAGAAGAACAUGAUUAAUCUCCACCCAUUAAUUCAGAAUGGAAUGAGUAUGGUCAUGCAUUUACAUUUUCAAAGUGUUAUUGAAACUCUAAACUCUAGUUUAACAGAACAGCUCUACUAUCCUUUUUAAAACUGUUCUGGACAGUGGGAUGAGUGGAGUGACACAGUUGAAUGUAGUGCAGGACGAAAAACACAUCAGGCCUAACACUUUCUAUGAAAUUUGGAUUUGUCAAAACAUUUUUAUUUAAUGGACCUACCCUCUUCCUCCUGUAUUGAGAUACUGUUUCACUCCUGCAAGUUGUGCAUCAGUAAGUUUCAUGU